Molecule: messenger RNA, 3673 nt
Organism: Homo sapiens (human)
Lineage: Eukaryota; Metazoa; Chordata; Mammalia; Primates; Hominidae
Gene: CCDC178
Product: coiled-coil domain containing 178
Exons: 18
Coding region: 879-3068 (729 amino acids)
Biological process (GO): spermatid development; manchette assembly
Cellular component (GO): centrosome
Source: RefSeq, a predicted model, not a curated record
GGAUUAAACUCUCCAAUUGAAAGGUAGAGCAUGGUAGAAUGGAUAAGAAUAGAUAAUCCAACUAUUCUGUCUAUGAGAGUCUCACCUGAGAUACAAAGACAUAAGUAGCUUAAAAGUGGAAGGAUGAAAAACCAUAUUCCAUGCAAAUAGUAAGUAAAAGAGAGCUGGAGUGACUAUACCAAUAUCACACAAAAUAGGCUUUAAAUCAAAGCCUGUUACAGAAGACAAAAGACUUGAUACACUGAUAAAAGUGUCAUUCCACCAAGAAGAUAUAUAAACUAUAAAUAUAACACACCUAACAAUAUAACCUCAAAACAGACAUAUAAACUAACAGAAUUGAAGGGAAUAAUAGACUGUUCUACAACAGGACUUUGAGAAUUUAAUGCCCCCACUUCCAAUAAUGGAUAAAAGAACUAAGCAGAAGAUCAAUAAAUAAAUAGACUUGAAUAACAUGAACCAACAAGACCUAACCAGUUUAUACAGAAUACUCCACUUAACAACAGCAGAAAACACAUUCUUCUCAUGUGCACAUGGACCAUUCUUCAGGAUAGAUCAUAUAUUAUGCCACAAAAUAAAUCUCAAUGAAACGAAAAAGAUCAAAAUUAUACAUGGUAUUUUUUUCUGACCCAAUAGAAUGAAACUGGAAAUCAAUAACAAAUGGAAAACUGGAAAUUUCAUAUAUAUGUGGAAAUUAAACAAAUCAUGUUUUACAAACCAAUGAGUCAAAGCAGUAAUCACAGGGGAAAUUAGAAAACACCUUGAGGAGCAGAACUUCUUCCACAAAAGACCUGAAAGAAGAUUGGAGUGUAACUACACCAGUGAAAGAGGUCAAACCAGGAGAAAAGAGAGAUGAAAAGUGUCCAGAGUUAAAGCAGGAAAUGGAAACAUUGCUCUCAGAGGCCAUUCGUCUCAUUAAAAGUCUAGAAACUGACCGGGCAGACGCUGAAGAAGCUUUAAAACAACAGAGAUCAAGAAAGAAUAUGAUUAACAUGAAAAUUGACUCUUGGUCAGUCUGGAAACUUCAAGAACUCCCAUUGGCUGUGCAGAAAGAACAUGAGGCCUAUUUGAGUGAUGUUAUAGAAUUACAAUGGCAUCUUGAAGAUAAAGCUAAUCAACUACAACAUUUUGAAAAACAAAAGACAGAGUUAGAAGAAGCAAAUGCAAAGAUUCAAGCAGACAUAGACUACAUGAAUGAACAUGGCCCUCUACUGGACUCUAAGCAGAAUCAGGAACUUCAAGAUCUGAAGAACCAUUAUAAAAAAAAAAUGGAGGUAAUGGACCUACACAGAAAAGUUAAUGAAGAACUUGAAGAAGCUUUAGAAGCCUGUGAAAAUGCCAGAUUGAAGGCUCAGCAAAUUAAAGAAGAGAUUGAUAAGGAUAUUUACCAGGAUGAAAAAACCAUAGAGGCCUACAAGAGAGAGAUAUAUCAACUUAACAGUCUAUUUGAUCAUUACUCUUCAUCAGUGAUAAAUGUUAAUACUAAUAUUGAGGAGAAGGAAGAGGAAGUGACUGAAGCAAUAAGGGAAACAAAGUCAUCAAAAAAUGAAUUACAUUCUCUAUCAAAAAUGCUGGAAGAUUUGAGAAGAGUUUAUGACCAACUAACCUGGAAGCAAAAAAGUCAUGAAAAUCAGUAUCUGGAAGCAGUUAAUGAUUUUUAUGCUGCAAAAAAAACAUGGGAUAUUGAGCUUUCUGAUGUUGCAAAAGAUUUUUCAGCUAUUUCUUUGGCAUGUACAAAACUGACGGAAGACAAUAAAAAACUUGAGAUUGAUAUUAACAAAAUAACAGUAAAAACCAAUGAAAGCAUACGGAAAAAAUCAAAAUACGAAUCUGAAAUAAAAUAUUUGACAAUAAUGAAGUUAAAGAAUGAUAAACAUCUCAAGAACAUCUAUAAGGAGGCUUAUCGCAUUGGUACUCUUUUCCACCUAACCAAACACAAGACAGAUGAAAUGGAAGAUAAAAUAGCAGAAGUGAGAAGAAAGUUCAAGGGUAGAGAAGAAUUCCUGAAAAAACUCACUCAAGGUGAAGUGGCUGCUGGAAUGGUGCUUCAGAAAAAACUAUAUUCCAUUUACGAAGUCCAGGCACUUGAGCGGAAAGAGCUUAUAAAAAAUAGAGCAAUAUGUGCCAUGUCACUGGCAGAACUACAGGAACCUCUGCUUCAACUAGAAGAUGAAGCUGAAAGAAUCAGAAGUCUCGACAAAGAACAUUCUGUUAUGCUUAAUAAUAUAAUUGAUCAGAAAGAUCUUAUUAGAAGAAAGGUGGGAAAAGUAAAGAAAAAAUUACGAAAAAAGGGGAAGAAAACCCUUGAUGCAUUAAUAGAAACUGAGAGUAAACGCUCAGCAAUUUUUAAAGACCUAGAAGCAACUAAAAGUAAGACAAUGAUUUUUUAUGCAAAAAUAAAUGAAUUGAAUGAGGAAUUAAAAGCAAAAGAAGAAGAAAAGAAAAGUUUUGAUCAGACACUUGAAAUAUUAAAGAACAAAUUUAUAACUAUGAGAUUUAAAAGGGAACAUGCACAAACUGUGUUUGAUCAUUAUAUGCAAGAGAAAAAAGACUGUGAAGAGAGAAUCUUUGAGGAAGAUCAGAGAUUUAGAGUGCUCCUUGCUGUAAGACAAAAAACUCUUCAAGAUACCCAAAAAAUAAUAGCUGAUUCACUUGAAGAAAAUCUGCGUUUAGCUCAAGAGUAUCAACAGCUACAGAUUACAUUCUUAAAAGAAAAGGACAAUUAUUUCAAUAUAUAUGAUAAACAGCUAUCACUUGAUACUUCAAUUAGAGAUAAGAAACAGGUUGCAGGCUUCUUACCUAAGAAACUUCCAAACUCUCUGCCAAUUAUAUCAGAUGAACUCUCAAAUUUUCAGCUCUGUCAGCUGCAGAGAAGGAUGCACACACUGUGGCAGGAGCACUUCAAACUGGUGGUCCUCUUCAGCCAGAUGAGGCUGGCCAACUUCCAGACAGACUCUCAGGAGAGUAUUCAGAAAAUAUUAGCUGUGCAGGAGGAAUCUUCAAAUUUAAUGCAACACAUCUUAGGUUUCUUCCAGACUUUGACAGAUGGCACAUGCGAAAACGAUGGUUAAGCAAACAACCAAUGUAUCUUGGAUGCUGAAAUAAAAGACAAGAAAAGUCACACAGUUCAGAUAACAGUGUAAUUGGACAUUCACCUGUUUGCCAUUUCACACUUCCAUGAACGAAAAACUCACUCACCUCCCAGCAUGCUUUGCCACUCUUUUACUCACAGCAAAUCCAUAACAAUGAAACAGGUGACUUUCAUGCUGCUGUCAGGAACGAUCUAAUUUCAGCUCUGGGUGACUGAUUGCAAUUGGCUUUGCCUCAUCUGAUAAUUAAUCUAUGUCACCAUUAAUUGGAAGAGAGAAUAAUUACUGGCGGUGUUGACAGUGACUGUUCGCUUCCCCAGAUUUCCCUAUCGUCUUGGCCCAAAUAAAGGCUUUGCCAUUCAGUACUUAAAGUUUGUGUAAACUGUAACAAUAUCUAUGCCCAUGUGACACUUUGAGACACUCUGUCUAAUGUACUUUUGUUUUUGUGUUUACCAGUCUUUUUUAGCUCACUGAGAGCUGUCUCUCUCAAUCACUCCUCAAUGUUCUAUCUUAAUUUUGUGGAAGUUUAAAGUUUUCAAUGAGCUGGAGAUGAAUGAUUAAUGAAUAAAUUUAAAUGCUUCAUUUUG